UUAAGGACCUCACUCGGUAGAUGACAACAACAAAACAGACAGAGCUACUGAGAGGCUCUUAGCCUGAGAUAAACAACUCCUAAUCUGUUCGUUUUUAACACAAUCUCGACUAGAGUUUGCCAAAUAGGAUUUAUGAUCUGUAACAACAUGGUCGAUCUGUGUAAAUGAUAAUGGCUGUCACAUAUUGUAAUCAUUAUUAGUCGUAUUUCUCGUGCUAUCAAUGGCUCGGGCAGAGCUCACUCUAUGUUAGCAAGCUAGCUCGGUGGCUAGCGUGUUUGCUAGCAGCAGAGGUGGAGACAAGAACGGGGAGAUGAGAGCUAAGUGAGGGUGUGGCUUGGGAAAGACUGUGAAGAGUUUGAACAGAACACACCUCAAUUCUCAUGUUCCUUUUAUCUGUUCAUCACUUGCCCUGAAACAAUUACGGAAGGGUAUCUCAUCUGCCUUUGAUGUAUGCAAAGGACGUCACGCACGGAUCAAAGGUUGCAGUGUAAAUACUUGGCAUUCACACAGCACGUUCUGUUUCCAUAAAAAUUACCUCUACUCUUUGGUAGUGGUAAAACCAUGUUCAUUAGUGAGCUUUGCUGAAGAUGCACACUCAUGAGUUCUGAAGACAGUGUGGGCUUUUGGGCUGUCUUCAAUAUGUCUGUCCAUAGACGGUUUGGUCCCACAUUAUGGACGACCAGGGUGGCUUUGAAUAACUAAAUGAGCAGGACAGGCAAGUGCAACGAAGUCUGGGAGUUUCAACAUGAAGUUGUAUGUGUUCCAGGUCAACAAUGGCAGCACAUUGACAUUUGACACUGAUCUUGCCGUCCAAACCGUACUGGAGCUAAAACAUGCCAUCCAAGCCAAAUACAAGAUUGCAGUUCAAAACCAAGUCCUUGUUGUCAAUGGAGGAGAAUGUAUGUCUGCAGAGAGACGAGUUUGCAGCUACAGUGCUGGCACUGAAACAAACCCCAUUUUUCUAUUUAACAAAGAGAUGAUUUUAAGCGACCGGGAUCCAACGAUCCCUAAAACCACCUUCUCAAUUGAGAGUGAGAUUCAGGUCAAGGUGGAGGAGUCUCUAUUGAUGCCAGCUGUUUUUCACACCGUUGCCUCUCGAACACAACUUGCUCUGGAAAUGUUUGAAGUUGCCAAGAAACUCUGCUCUUUUUGUGAACGUUUGGUGCACGAUGAACACCUUCAGCACCAAGGCUGGGCUGCUAUUAUGGCUAACCUGGAUGACUGCACUCUGUCUUAUCAAAAAUUGCUUAUGAAGUUUGACACAGCAUAUGCAAGCUACCAACAAGACCUGGAAGAAAUUAAAGUGAAACUGUCAAGAUUAGGGACGGCCGUCUCUGUAAUGGCCAGGAUACCCCUGCUUGAGAGUUUGACGAGACACAGUUACAGAGAGAGCAUAGAGAAGUCCAGCUCAACCCCAGAGAAGGAUUCAGAUGAGACAGAGGAGGAGAAGUCCACUGACUCGGUGCGCUGCACCAGUGAAACUCAGACCAAGUCGUCACCCUGUUCUGCAUCGGCGGCGCACACACGUGAAACAGGCAACGAACAGGAAACGAGUGAAAUGACUGACAGCGGUGGGCUCAGAGCUGCACUGUUGGAUGACGAGACAGAGUUCACCUUGUCUACUUUCAACGUCACUUUGUUGGACUGGAUCAAUGUGCAAGACAGACCCAACGAUGUGGAAUCAGUUGUUAGGAAAUGCUUCGACUCCAUCAAUCGGCUUGAACCUCGGAUCAUUCAGCCCUUUCUGGCAGAUUGUAGAGACACCAUUGCCAAGCUUGAUAAUCAAAACAUGAAGGCCAUCAAGGGACUGGAAGACAGGUUGUACGCUUUAGACCAAAUGAUCGCAAGCUGUAAGAAGUUGGUGAAUGAGCAAAAAGAACUCGCUCAGGGAUUUUUGGCCAAUCAGAAGCGGGCUGAAAACCUGAAGGAUACGUCUGUUCUGCCCGACUUGUGUGUGAGCCACACCAACCAGCUCAUGAUCAUGCUGAACAACCACAAGAAGCUGCUAGACAUCAAAAAGAAAUGCACUACUGCCAAACAAGAACUUGCAAACAACCUUCAAGUCAGACUCAAAUGGUGCUGCUACGUGAUGCUCCAUGCAGACCAGGACAGCGAGAAACUCCAGGCUCUGCUCAGACUUUUGAUGGAGCUGAGGGAGAGGGUGAGAAUAGUGGAGGCUCUCAGUACCGUGCCCCAGAUGUACUGUCUGGCAGUGGUGGAAGUCGUCAGGAGGAAAAUGUUUAUGCGGCACUACAGAGAGUGGGCUCAUGCACUUGUGAAAGAUGGGAAACAACUGUAUGAGGCAGAGAAAUACAAAAGAGAAUCCUUUGGAAAACUCUUCAGAAAGUCUUUCCUCCGAAAUAGUUUAUUUCGUGGCCUUGACUCGUGGCCUCCAACAUCUUUUUGUACACGUAAGCCAAGAAGGUUUGACGACGAGCUUCCUGACAUCUCACUUGACGACCUGCAGUACUUGAAAUCUUCUUGUCCUGUGGAGGUGCAACCUUUCCUCAUGGUCCCAACGAUGUGUGACUUUGAACCCUUACAUCACCAUGUAGGCACACUUCACCACCUGGUUCAAGCAGCACAAAGUGUAGAUGAGAUGUCCCAAACCAUAACUGACCUGCUCAGUGAAAAACAGGGCUCCAGUUGUCAGAGCGGUCAGAAAUCAACAGAGUCCACCCCUCAGUCUGAGGGUGUCCCAGGAAGAACCACACCUGUGUCACCCAAAGCCCCCACUUCUCUAAGCCUACAGGGACCUGGAUGCCAACCACUGCAAGUCCCAGUCCCAGCCCCUCUGGAAGACCUGUCCCCGGAUAGCAUUGAUGCACAAACAUUUGACUUUGAAACCAUCGGCCAUCCCAACAUGGAUCCAGUCCUGCAGCAGGGUUCCAUUGACCUUGAUUCCCUGGCAGAAAGUCCCGAGUCUGACUUCAUGUCCGCUGUCAAUGAGUUUGUGAUUGAGGAGAACAUGACUUCCCCAAACCCUAUCAGUGACCCUACCAGCCCCGAUAUGAUGGUAGAGUCUCUGUACUCCUCAGUGAUCAAUGCUAUAGACAACAAGCGCAUGCAGGACACUACAAUUCUAGAAAGAGAGAAUUCAAGGAUAAAUGCCCUCCAACAAGUCAUCGACAGGUACCAGUCUGCUUCAGAGGAGACUCAUUCCAGGCUGAGGGGAGUAAAGGACGACCUCCAUCACUUACGUGUCACGGUCACAAAGGAACAACAUGACCUCGGCUUGGUUUUGAGAAGUGUGACCACACAGGUGUGCACAACGGUAGACAACUUCUGUCAGACUCAUGAACUGAAACUAAAGGAGCAGCACCAGGUUGAGCUUCUCUCUGUUCGACAGGAACUGGAGAAGCAGGUUCAAACACUAACGGAGGAAAACCAAGUCAAUCAGAAUAUUGUCAGAGACGUCCAGCGUGCCAUGCUUGAGCUGGAGGGGCGAAUGGAGCGUAAAGAGAAGGAGCUGGCUCAGUUUGAGACAGAGAGAGAGCGCUGGGUCGAGACGGCGAGUAACUACAAAGUUCAGAUUGAAAAUCUGGAGCAGGCGAUUAGAGAUCGAGCUGAAGAGAUUGAGAUGCUCUCAGCUGCCAAAGAUUCUCUGACUGGUCAGCUGGAGAACCUGCACUUUGAGAUUGAACGUGGUCAGCAGAAGAUUCGGCAGGAGCUGGAAAUUGUUGAACAAACUCACCUAAAAGAACUGGAGGACAGGAUGAAGCAGGAAUACAAGGCACAACUGGAGACUUUUACCAAAAGUAAUCAGGAGGCUCUGGAACAUCUGGUGGCUGAAAAUAGUGCAAAGUUAAACGAGGCCGCUGAUCUUCAUGCCUCUAUUUUCAGAGAGAAAGACAACAAAAUUAUGGACUUGGAGGCACGAGUUGCUGAACUUGCAGAACUGCGCUGCAAGGUGGAGGUGGAGCUUGCUCUUAAAGAGUCCGAGAUCGAGGAAGCGAGGGUCGUAUUUGAGGAGGCUAAGAUCCUGCAGGUCCAGGCCGCAAAGUCUCAGGUUGAAGCCGAGACCAAAGUCCUAAGUCAAGAAUUGGCAGAGAUCAAAAGGCAGCUCCAGGCUAAAAAUGAGGAGUAUGAAGUGGACCUGGCAGAACUGAGGACUCUGAUGAGGAUUGAGAAGGAUCACUGCAUCUCGGAGUUGGUGGACAGACACGAGGAGGAAACAACUGUACUGCACAAUGAGCUCUCCGCUCUGCAACAGCAAGUCCAGGAAGCUGAGAGGAGCCACACUGAGCUGCAGCAGAAACUCAAACUAGAAGUGGACCAGCUGGUUGGUCUGAACACAGAAAAAGAAAAACAGUUGAGGAGCUUCCAGGAAGUAGAACAAGAGCUGAGGACUGUCAUUGAUAAACUGCAGACAGAAAACAACCUGCUCACUAAAACUCCAGAGCAGGACACGCAAGCAAAUGAGGGAGAGGUGGAAAAAGAGGAGGCCGCCAAGGAACCAUCACCAGAUGCCUUUAAGGAGUUAGAACAACAGAAGGAGGAAAUGGAAAGGAAGUUGUUAGAGAAAAUUAAAGUGCUCAAGAGUGAACUUCAGGAGGUCAAGUCCCUAAAAAGUGAUGAAGGGUCGCCACUACACGCUGAGGGAUGUCCAGUCGCUGCAGUACCGCUGUCCCUGGACUCAGCACUUCAGGAGCGGCUGCAGCAGGAGAGGGCGUGCCUGCAGUCCCAGCUGGAGCUCCUGGAAAAGAAGAAGAAUGAGGAGAUGCAGAAUCUCAAGACGUCAUUAAUAGCAGAGCAGCAGACCAAUUUUAACACAGUGUUGACCCGAGAAAAGCUUAAGAAGGAGCAGAUCAUCAAUGACCUCACUGAGAAGUUGAGGAAAGUCAGCCAACAGCAGGAGAAGGACAAAGCUCUAAUAGAGACACUGUCUGAGGACCGGGCCAGUGUCAUGCAGGAAAAGAAACACCUGGAAGAGGAGCUCAAUCGCCUGCGCAGCACGGCGCUUGUCUCCUCCGCCUUCUUCACAGUCAACCCUGCAGCUCAUGAGGUCACAGAGGGCGGACUAGCUGCAGCCAGAGCUCUGCCUUUGGUUGGAGCAGGUUUUGCUGACUGUGACACUGACAGACUGGCCUCAGUAGCAGCCAUCAGAGAUGACGACCAUGUAGACUCAGCAGUGGAAGCCAGCAUGGUGACAGUCCAUGAUAACAUCAUGAUGUCUGAGGAGAAACAGCGGAUUCUCUUACUUGAGCAGACUUUACACAUGAAGGAAGAGGAAAACAAGCGUCUCAGUCAAAGACUGAUGUCUCAAAGCAUGUCGUCUGUGUCAUCACGGCAUUCAGACAAAAUCGCCAUCAGAGAUUUCCAGGUUGGCGAUUUGGUUCUAAUCAUCCUGGACGAACGACACGACAACUACGUGCUGUUCACGGUCGGCCCCACCCUUUACUUCCUCCAUUCAGAGUCUCUGGCUGCACUGGACCUCAAACCUGCAUCAGGAACUUCAAGACGACCAUGGGUCCUUGGAAAAGUCAUGGAGAAGGAGUAUUGCCAGGCUAAAAAGGCCCAGAACAGAUUCAAGGUUCCUUUAGGUACCAAGUUCUACAGAGUGAAAGCUGUUCCAUGGAACAGAAGAGUAUAGUAGCCAAGUAAAAAAAUAAAAUGUAUAUUUAUAUAUGGGUUGAUUUCUGAUCAGAAACAUGACAUUGUCAUUCAUCAUCAAAAUAUUUAAGGAUUAAUUUUAAAAAAAAUGCAAAUAAUCCAGAGCGUUUUCAUUUUAUUUUUAGUUUUUGUUUAAAAAAAAUCUCACCUGCUUGUAUUUGUUUUUGUUUUUAUUUCUGUUUCUUUAACUCCCUGAUUUCUUAUUGUGGACCAAAUGCUUUUAAUUUUAUAAGGGCAUCGCCCCGUACACUACGGCUCUGCGCCGUCUGACCUGCGUGUAAAAUUUGAACAAAAACAUUUGGAUGUUAAAUAUUAGUUCUUAUUAUCAGCAUCUGUCCUUUUGUGAAAAAAUACUGUUGUCACUAUCCGCUUCAUAAUUACAGAAAUAUACAUUUAUUGUAAAUGUUAACGGAGGAAUGUUCACGGCAUGCAUAUUGAUAUAUUUUCUUUUGAGUUACCUAAUCCAGAUAAAUGUUGUAGUUGAAAAUGUACUUAACGCUAUUUGUUACUCACAAAUCAGUCCAUACUGAGAUGUACAUUAUGGCCGACCGGCUGCGACGGUCGUCUUUGCAAUCUUCAAAAUGCACUUUCAGAAAAAAAAGAAAAAAAGAAGAGAGAAAACAAUGCUUUUGUUGAGUUAAGAAGGGAAGUAGCUGAGCUGACAGAACUAAGUCAAUAUUAUCAGCCCAAACACUUCUCACUAUCAUAGAAUAUUAAUAUGUAGAAAGGAAAAGUUUGUGACUGUGUUUCAUUAUCAGGAGACAUUGUACAUUACCCAUCAAAUCACACAUGUAACAAUAAAUGACUGUAUUGCAAAAAGAUAGAGUUUUGAAACAAUAAAGGAUUGACCCCA
This is a messenger RNA of Cynoglossus semilaevis (tongue sole), 6466 nucleotides long. RefSeq names its product RB1-inducible coiled-coil 1 (gene rb1cc1). NCBI's taxonomy places the organism in Eukaryota, Metazoa, Chordata, Actinopteri, Pleuronectiformes, Cynoglossidae. The transcript has 24 exons. Gene Ontology annotation, molecular function: molecular adaptor activity; protein kinase binding. The record is from RefSeq and is a predicted model, not a curated record. Gene Ontology annotation, cellular component: phagophore assembly site membrane; Atg1/ULK1 kinase complex. Gene Ontology annotation, biological process: piecemeal microautophagy of the nucleus; autophagy of mitochondrion; autophagosome assembly. The coding region runs from base 746 to 5593 and encodes 1615 amino acids.